GUUUUAUGUCAACUGAAGGUUAGGGACCACUAGCAGUUAAUCAGAAGCAUAGAAUCCAAAAGCAACUGAAAGUGAUCUACCAUCCUAGAAUCAAUCUUUUUUGAAAAAGUAGAAGUCUACUGGCCUCUGAUUUCUGUAGAUAUGGUGUAUGUAAUGCUUCUUUGGACAUACGAAGGAGAGCAGAAAAGAAUACCAAUAAUAAGUUCAAUAAUUAAGAAUGAUGCCCACUUUUUAUGUGCAUCUUAUUCAUAUGGUUUCAGGCUGAUUUUGAUUUAGCUCUGCUACAUUAUUAUGUAAAACAUCUGCUAAUGAUAAUGUUUCACAAGGCAGACACUGGAAAUGGUAGAACAAUUUGAUCAAAAUGGUUGCAUUUCUGAGGGGCUUCCCAGCAAACAUAGGGCCGCUAACUGCUGAUAAACUCAAAGGCAAAAUCAAGACCACCUCUGAAUCCAAAGAGAAAGCGUAAAAAGUUUAGCUUGUUCUCCAAAGAGAUCCUAGCAUUACUCCCAGAGCCUAAGAAAUCUGUAAAACUUCCAUUGGGAAUUCUUGGUUUGAUGUGAAACUUUCCUGGGAAGUUAAAGGCUGUAUGUUGCAAAAACGUGGCAUAGGGACAGUGGUUGCUUAAACAAGCAUUUGGUUGGACCUAGUCUAAUUAACAAUACAGCCUGAUUCUAGGGAGAAUAAAAGAGUUCCGUCGUGCUAUUUGUCUUUUUUCACCCUGUGGAAAUCUACUUUCUAUGCUCCAUUUCUGGAAACUGACAGAUACCAAAACAGUCUGACAACUGAACUAUUUAUAGUUCUGUCACUAUCCUUCUAAUGUCUCCCCUGCCCAUUUAGUCCAAGGUCGAAGUCUGGACAGGUUCUUCAGGUUUGUUCAGUGUUCCUUUCAUUGUGGCGAUUUGUUUUAAACUUAGGAUUCAUCUCUUCCAGGAACACGGAGUUGCCUGGUGCCUCCUCCAGCCUCUUGGAGAUGGCCAAAUUCUUCCCAAAGGUAACGGGUUAUGGAGUCCAACUGCCGUAAACUUGUAUCGGCUUGCGUCCAGUUAGGGGUGCAGCCUUCGGCGGUCGAAUGUCUCUUCUCCAAAGACUCCGAUAUUAAAAAGGGGGACUUCGGCGAGGCUCCGGAAGGCAGAAAAGAGGCUUCCAGCAGCAAACUCUUCGGCAGGCCCCACCCCAGCGCCAACGAAAAAGAGAAGAGCCAGCCGAGCAAGAAUGAGGAGGCGGGCGCCGAAGAUCCGUCCAAGAAGAAGCGGCAGCGGCGGCAGCGGACUCACUUCACCAGCCAGCAGCUGCAAGAACUGGAGGCCACCUUCCAACGGAACCGCUACCCGGACAUGUCGACGCGGGAGGAGAUCGCCGUCUGGACCAACCUGACCGAGGCCAGAGUCCGGGUUUGGUUCAAGAACCGGCGGGCCAAGUGGCGGAAACGGGAGCGGAACCAGCAGGCGGAACUCUGUAAGAACGGCUUCGGGCCGCAGUUCAACGGGCUGAUGCAGCCCUACGACGACAUGUACCCGGGCUACUCGUACAACAACUGGGCCGCCAAGGGGCUGACCUCCGCCUCGCUCUCCACCAAGAGCUUCCCCUUCUUCAACUCCAUGAACGUCAACCCGCUCUCCUCGCAGAGCAUGUUCUCGCCCCCCAACUCCAUCUCGUCCAUGAGCAUGUCUUCCAGCAUGGUGCCCUCGGCGGUGGCCGGCGUGCCGGGCUCCGGCCUCAACAGCCUCAAUAACUUGAACAACCUGAGCAACCCGUCGCUCAAUUCGGCCGUGCCCACGCCCGCCUGCCCCUAUGCCCCGCCGACCCCUCCCUACGUUUACCGGGACACGUGUAACUCUAGCUUGGCCAGCCUGAGACUCAAAGCCAAGCAGCACUCCAGCUUCGGCUACGCCAGCGUCCAGACCCCGGCCUCCAACCUGAGCGCCUGCCAGUACGCCGUGGACAGGCCGGUGUGAGGUGGAGGAGAAGGACCAGGCCAGCCUCUUCGGCCGGGGCUUCGGGGUGGCUGCUCUCCUGGCUGCGUGGGAAGGAGGGAGGGGGGAGGGAGGGAGGGGGAGGGCGGGGAAGGAGGGCAGGCGAUCGCGCGCGACAGUCGGGAGGGACGGAGGAGGCUCCUUCGCCUCGGCCUCUUGAGGACUGGAGCCUUCGACCCAAAGCAAACGGGCGCUGGGGCGGGUGGGCAGAGAGCGGAAGGAGGAGCGACCGGGCGGCCGAACUGAAUCUACCCAGGCGGAGGGAGAGGCAGAGGAGGGAAAACCCUUGAAAUCUCGGCCUUCCUUGCUUUCCAAAGGGGGCUCUUCUUCGGCUCCUUAAAAUAAAUGGAAAGAGGGUUUUUUUAAAAAAAAAAAAAUUGGGAAAGAAACGUUCCCGACCGAGACAAGGACAUAUAUUAUAAAUAUAUAUAAAAUACGGACAAAACGUUUGACUGGAUAUGGUAUGACAUUUUAAUGUUCCUAUAAGCUUGUUAUUUUUUAUGUUUAGCAUUGUUAACAUUGAAAGGAAAAAAAAUGACGGGAAAGGAUGUAUAUAUAUAUUGAAAUGUCAAAAUUAAUUUUAUAAAAGCAGUUGUUAGUAAUAUCUCCACAGUGUUUUUAAAAAGUUAGGCUUUAAAAUAAAGCAUGUUACACAAGAGAGUAGGGAUUUCUUUUUUCUUUUUCUUUUUUUCCUUUUUUUCCUUUUUUUUCCGCUUGCGAGCAAGGGAAUGUAUAUACUGUACUAAAUGCAACACUGUAUGUUUCUAACAUGUUAUUAAUAUUAUUAUUAUUAAAAAGGAAGUCCCAUUGUGUGAAUAUCAGUUUUAGAAUAGUACCUCUGGUGGAUGCAAUGGUGACUUUUGAAACUUGCAAUGUAAAACAUACCCCGUGUAUAACAUUUCGUAUAAUUAGUGUUUUCCUUUUCAGCAACAUUGGAAAAAAAAAUGUGUUUCAUGGGAGUAAAAUAUACAGCAUACA
Molecule: messenger RNA, 2951 nt
Organism: Crotalus tigris (Tiger rattlesnake)
Lineage: Eukaryota; Metazoa; Chordata; Lepidosauria; Squamata; Viperidae
Gene: PITX2
Product: paired like homeodomain 2
Exons: 5
Coding region: 1002-1955 (317 amino acids)
Biological process (GO): regulation of transcription by RNA polymerase II; anatomical structure morphogenesis
Cellular component (GO): nucleus
Molecular function (GO): RNA polymerase II cis-regulatory region sequence-specific DNA binding; DNA-binding transcription factor activity, RNA polymerase II-specific
Source: RefSeq, a predicted model, not a curated record